Carassius gibelio (silver crucian carp) is the source of this 573-nucleotide messenger RNA. RefSeq names its product eotaxin. Gene Ontology annotation, molecular function: chemokine activity; CCR chemokine receptor binding. Gene Ontology annotation, biological process: positive regulation of ERK1 and ERK2 cascade; immune response; monocyte chemotaxis. The record is from RefSeq and is a predicted model, not a curated record. Bases 105 to 401 code for a protein of 98 amino acids. The transcript has 4 exons. Lineage: Eukaryota; Metazoa; Chordata; Actinopteri; Cypriniformes; Cyprinidae. Gene Ontology annotation, cellular component: extracellular region.
ACAUCACUUAAAAGACCUCCGCAUGAUAACUCACCUACAUAAUCAACACUGGCUAACUGACCAUCACCGAAAGUACCUUUGAUUUGAUUUGGACACCAAGAGCUAUGGCAUGGACUUCUAGAUUAAUCAGCGUUGCUGUUCUGAUCGCACUCAUGGGAUGUUUCACUGGUGCACUAGGCAACUAUCGUCGUCCCACUCGUGUUGGAGUGAGCUGUUGUAAGGAGGUGUCGAGAGCAAGAAUACCUGCUACAACUACCCUGAUUGGAUACAAGCAUCAGAAUGCUCUGAGUCCAUGUGUGGAUGCGAUAAUAUUUUACACAGAGAAGGAAAAGUACUGCUCUGAUCCAAAAGCGCGCUGGAUUAAAGACCGUCUGAAAGAUCUGGAGGAGAUAAUGGACUGAGCCAAUGAAAGCCGAGAAGCUGCUGCAGAUCUUUCUUUUAUCUUUUAUAUCAAUUCAUCCAUCUAUAAAAAGAAAAUAUAUAUUAAAAGUUUUAAUACAAUUAUAAAAGAAUAUUAAUAAAAGCUGUUUGUUUUGUCUGCUUUCAAAAUAAAAUGCAAUUUUUGAAAAAUAA